This is a messenger RNA of Mucor mucedo, 1865 nucleotides long. RefSeq lists its product as uncharacterized. Bases 4 to 1848 code for a protein of 614 amino acids. The record is from RefSeq and is a predicted model, not a curated record. Lineage: Eukaryota; Fungi; Mucoromycota; Mucoromycetes; Mucorales; Mucoraceae. The transcript has a single exon.
ACUAUGUUACCUACUGAGAUUUUAAGCAAAAUAGCAUCAUAUACGGAAAAUCGAAACGAGUGCUCAAAAGUAUGCCGCCCUUGGUUAACAGGUUUUCAACCAUAUUUGUACCAACACAUUCACAUUACAUCACGAAGACAAUUGAAGCAAUUGAUUCAAACGAUCCACAAUCAUGUUGAAUUAGGAAGACAUGUGAAACAUUUGAAUAUCGCCUAUCAUGUUGGUCUCACCAGAGACGAAUUUGAGAUUUUGGACUUUUAUUUCCCUCUCCUACAAUCGUUGAAUUUUAAUCCUAAGCUCUGGAAAUACCAACGCAGAACUGACAGAAAAGACUGGAAACGGAUAGCCAAAUUGCCACCAUUAAACCUCUUCUCUCUUAAUUUACAUAUGCUACAACACUAUGGACAAUCGCUCACUCAUCUUACUUUGGCAGGUGGUCUUGUCAAUCAACUUCAUGGCCAAACUCGAUUAAUACCCUUAUUUCAAUUUACCCCUCAUUUAAAGCACUUGAAGAUGUUUGGUCGAGAUAAGUUUACAGCAAUCACACACUCCCAAUAUGCACAGACAAGAUUUACAUACAAUGACGUGUUAGAUAUACAUGCACUGUUACCCAACCUCGAAGCAUUAGAGCUUUUGGACGUCGUGCUUGCACUACAAUCUGAGCUUAAGCGUAUGACAUUUCCGAAGGUACACCAAUUUCAGGUCGGAGGCAAAUUUGCGCAUCAUGCAUGGGUUGCGCUUGUAGCACAAUUGUACCCGAAUUUACGCCAGCUCGAAUUAAAUGUUUCUUGGGACGAGACUUAUCGACGAGACAUGGCUUAUGAAGAUUUUCAAGCUGUGAGAGUAGGUUUAGUUGAUAUCGCAACUACAUGUCGCUAUCUGGAAACGGUUCGUUUGGUCUCCCUGGGUGCGGUAGUCAAGGAUGCGCAUCAGCUAUUUUAUAAAACACUUUUUAAAUCGAGUACUAAGGGUCUAUCGAGUAUCGACGGUAUUAUGGUGAGCUCAUUGAUGGAGUUAAAGCAAUUAGCCAAUGCUAUAUUACAAUGCUGUGAUUCCGAACAUACACAUACUUUACGACUACAGCUUUGGAGGGAUUUAGGGUCCGUGAAAAAUAUGAUGGCCCCAGUUGCUCAGUGUCAUCGGUUGAAAGAAUUAGAAUUGAUGUGUGGGAAAUUUUCUUAUGCCUGGAAUUAUGGCUGUGACAUUGAUGCCAUUGCCACUUAUUGUCCACAACUUGUGGUACUGAAAUUGACUAUGACCCGAAUGACAGUGUCGAAGGGAUAUAAGCAAACAGCUUGUGCUAGUGUCGAAACCAUUCAUUUGAAUCAAGUUCACUUUACAACAGAGUCUAUGAACGCAUUAUCCAAUUGUUUCCCUAAAUUAAAGCACUUUAAUAUAUGGAACAGCGUGAAGGAGAGAGAUAAUCUAGAUCAAAUGAUUUCAAUUAAUUUAAACAAUCAAACAUUGGAGACGUUAAGCAUAGAUAAACUGUAUCUUCGACCAAGCCAAUAUGUAGAGAAAAGCGGCAUUGAUGCAGCCUUAUUUUCUGUUGAAAUGGCACAUCGUAAUAUGCGAGAGGAGCGUCGAGUGGGGAAGAAUGGUGGAGCAAGAUGGUACCAUUUGUACCACGAAAAUGGGAGCCGUCAAUUGAAGAAACUAGCCCAUACUAAAUCACAGAAGAUUCAAUGCUAUCAAAUGAAGGAAAGUGAUUGGGAUACUAUUUCUGAGGGUUCUAUUCGUGGUACUUACCGAAAAUCCAAACACUGGGAGAAUGAUGUUCCUUUCGGCUAUGUAUUCAUAACAUGCAAUUUAAUUAGCAAUUUAGCACUGAAUAAAGUUUUGCUUUAAAUCACCGCUCAUUAUAA